Colletotrichum graminicola M1.001 is the source of this 1374-nucleotide messenger RNA. RefSeq lists its product as uncharacterized. The transcript is spliced from 2 exons. The record is from RefSeq and is a predicted model, not a curated record. Gene Ontology annotation, cellular component: mitochondrion. Gene Ontology annotation, biological process: protein phosphorylation; regulation of glucose metabolic process. NCBI's taxonomy places the organism in Eukaryota, Fungi, Ascomycota, Sordariomycetes, Glomerellales, Glomerellaceae. Gene Ontology annotation, molecular function: pyruvate dehydrogenase (acetyl-transferring) kinase activity. The coding region runs from base 1 to 1374 and encodes 457 amino acids.
AUGAUACCAAUCGCGAGACCAUUGAGGCCCUUGCGGUCCCAGAGGAUACUCGUACAAGCCCAUACGCCCUCACCUUCACGUCUGCUAUCUUCCUCUCGACAUGCCCGUAGCCAUGGCCAUCGCGGCACGUUCCACCAUCAGCUGUCGCGUGUCGACGACCACGAAAUCGUUCAGUUGGCCAGUAAGACGCAGCACCCCUUGAGCCUUGCAGACCUGGUCAAACAUGGCCGGCCUCCUCUGAGCGAAAAGUCCCUCCUCUCCUCCGCGAACUUCACCCUCUCCCUGCUCCCAAUCCGCCUCGCCCACCGCAUCCAGGCACUUCGCAAUCUCCCCUAUAUUGUCGUCUCCAACCCAAACAUCAGCCGCAUCUAUAACAACUACGUUCACUCCCUCUCAACCCUCCUGCCCUGGUGGUCCAAGGGAGGCGACAGCGCCGUCCGAACCCUAGAUGACGAGAUCCGCUUCACCGAGGUCCUCGCUGAGCUCGUGGCUACCCACACCGACACCAUCCCUAUUCUUGCCCGCGGGUUCCUCGAAUGUCGCCGAUACAUUUCCCCACAUGAGGUGACCCGGUUUCUCGACGAGCACCUGCGCGCUCGCAUCGGCACCCGCCUCGUCGCCGAGCAGCACAUCGCCUUGCACUACAGCUCGCAGCCGCACUUCGACCCAGGCGCGAGCCCCACGCCUUGUCCGGAACACCCCAGCUACAUUGGCGUAAUUGAUACGGCCCUACGUCCUGCACACAUCAUCGAAUCCUGCGCCGGGUUCGUUGCGGAUAUCUGCGAGCUGCGGUACGGCGUGCGGCCACGGCUAUACAUCGAUGGCGAGCCUGAUACCACAUUCGCAUUUAUACCAAUGCACCUCGAAUAUAUUGUCACUGAGCUGCUCAAGAAUGCCUUCAGGGCGACCGUAGAACAUAGGGACAAUAAGGAGCCCAUCGUAGUUACGAUCGCGCCUGAGCCGCCUAGGCUAAACCAGCCCUUGAAUAUCGAGGUACCCAAGGAAACGAGGGGUGAGUUUCGGAGCGAUGCCAUUAAGCCGCUCGAAGACAACGUGCCAGGUGUGACAAUUCGAAUCCGGGAUCGCGGAGGUGGCAUCGCUCCCGAGGUGCUGCCCAACAUUUGGUCGUACUCCUUCACCACCUUUUCCGACGAAGAUGAGUUCCCGGGGUCUGACAACGGCUUGAAUAUGAUAUCCGGAGCGAGCGGUGGCGGCAGCACCAUUGCAGGUCUUGGGUAUGGCUUACCGCUCAGCCGAGCAUACGCCGAGUAUUUUGGUGGUGGCAUUGCCGUCCAAAGUUUGUACGGCUGGGGCACUGAUGUCUACCUUCGACUCAACGGCGUUGGCAAAAUCCAGGAACGCAACCCAACGUAG